UACACAAAUGCAUCUCAUUUCAUUCUUGCCACACUCAGGAAAUAUGGAGCUUUAUAUCCCCUCCAUCCUGAGUUACUUGAUAGUCGUUUCAAUCAUAAUAAAAGGGACGGUGGCGAUCAAAUGCCAUUCUGGGAAUGAGGAGUGGAACACAGACGGUGACAGGACAAAAGACACCAAGACCAGAUUGAUAUGUCCAACCGCCAUAACGUGUUACAGGGUCCCGACUGCUGGCUACGUUGCGAGGGGAGUCGCGCACACGAUCACCUUCGGCUGCGGCCCCUGCGACGGGCGUCUAGCCGGAUGUCAGAUAUGCGGCCACAACUACUGUAAUGGCGAGAAAGGCGAAAGGGAAAGAAACAGCGGUCACGUGACACGGAGCUCACUCGCAGCUCUCCUCUCUACGUUUGUGUUGUGUAUGUUGUUGAGGAUUGGUGAUUAGCAGCUGGAAUCCUAUAAUUUUUAAACACUACACAUGCCAUCACAUUAUUAUGAUCCUGCAAAUUCUAUAGCUUUGAAAUAAAAUGCUUUGCUUACGGCAACCUUUCUUCACGCAAGAAUUCGGUACUUCCGCUCAGGCAAUGACCAAUAAGAUGACCUGUGUCAUGCCUCAUGGCUCAUGCUUUCCGAGCGGACAAAAUGUGACCUAUGUUAUUGACUGGCAAAUAUCUGAUCAGAAGUCCCAAAUGUUCCUGCUGAUGAAGGUAUACUGAAUGACACACUACCAUCGCUGGUAUCCGCAGUCGUGGCCGGAACGUACGAACUGUCCUUUAAGUUAGGGAAUGAAGCAAAGUUUUCUGAUGGUAAAGUAUCACUUGACUUUGAACAUGUUUGGACUGUAUCACACCUAAUCGUAGAAAAUGGAGCCGCAAAAGCGUUUUUUUUUGCCUACUGUGUAUUGUUAACCCUUCAUACAUGUACUUGUAAAUACGUUAAACUCACAUGACUUCCUUUACACCGAUUGUAAGUUAUCUAGGUUUGAUAAACGUUGAAUGUAUAAUA
Messenger RNA from Lineus longissimus, 999 nucleotides. RefSeq lists its product as uncharacterized. The transcript is spliced from 3 exons. Lineage: Eukaryota; Metazoa; Nemertea; Pilidiophora; Heteronemertea; Lineidae. Bases 8 to 439 code for a protein of 143 amino acids. The record is from RefSeq and is a predicted model, not a curated record.